AUGUACAAUCCGUAUCAGCAGCAGGGCAUGAAUUACCAGCAGCAGCAGCAACCGACUGGGUUCUACCCGCAGCAGCAGCAGCAGCAAGGUCAACCCACAAAUCAAACUCAGAGCCAGCCUCAACCGCAGCAGCAAAUGGGGUUUAACCAACCGCAAACAACUGGCAUUGCUGGAAUGCCUCAAAACUUUGGUAACUCUUUUGCUAAUAUGUCACAGCAGUCGCAAACGGGUUACAAUAAUAACGGUAACAACGGUAAUGUGUAUGGUAGCAGCGGUUUUGGCCAACAGCCUCAACAGCAACAACAACAGGUGAAACCGCAACAUACAGGUUACAUGCCUAGUACCAACAUCGGUGCUAUGAUGAACACCACAGGCUCCAUUCCGCCACCUAAUCCAGCUCAACAGCCUCAAUUACAGUCCAUGCAGCCCCAAGGUACAGGCUACUAUCAAUCUGCCAAUACUGCAAAUGCUCCUCCAGUCCAACCUUUGCAAUCUCAAGGAACGGGUUAUUAUGCGUCUACGCCAAAUUUGAUUUCUUCUAAUCAACCUCAGCAACCUCUCCAAGCUCAGAGCACAGGCUAUUAUCAAUCUCAGCCUCAGCAAGCGCCUCAACAAGCUCAGCCUUUGCAGCCUUUGAAGCCGCAGCAAACCGGAUUUUACGUUCAACAACAGAACCAACCUCCGUUAGAGCCAUUGAAACCCACUGCAACUGGAUUUGUCAAUUCAUUCGCCAAUAAUGGUCUGAACAACGACAUUAAGAUUCCCGCUAUGAGAUUGUCGUUUAUCACUGCACAAGAUCAGGCCAAGUUCGAGACUUUGUUCAGAUCGAUUGUAACUAACGGUUCAAAUACUGUUUCCGGGGCUAACUGCAGGAAAAUUUUGAUGAGAUCCGGCCUAGCACCAUCUCAAUUGGCAAGAAUAUGGACCCUCUGUGAUACAUCAAGGGCAGGUGAGCUACUAUUUCCUGAAUUCGCGUUGGCCAUGCAUUUGAUCAACGAUGUCUUACAAGGUGACUCUAUCCCUUAUGAAUUGGACUCCAAGACGAAAAACGAAGUUUCAAGUUUUAUUGACGCCAUCAAUUUGAGUAUUGCUAAUCAGGAUUCUUCCACUAGCAAUGCUCCAAAGACUCCCUUUGACGAAUUCAUUACCUCAGGCGUACAAAAUUUGCAACCUCAACCAACAGGCUUCAUGCCUCAAACCAGUUUUGGUAUUCCAUUGCAAUCCCAGAUGACCGGUGGUGGCGUUGGCCCAGCGUUGAAUCCUCAAGCCACGGGGAUGAUGGCCCCCACUACUUUUAACAUGUCAAUGAAUACUGGUACCCCAGGAUUGACUACUCAAAUUACCGGAGGGGCACCCAUGCCUAUGUCUAUGCAACCUAGCAUUACUGGCAACACUUUGCAGCCUCAGACAACUGGUAUGAUGCCACAAACUUCCUUUGGCGUUAAUUUGGGACCGCAACUGACUGGCGGCGCUUUGCAAUCUCAGUACACGGGAGGAUAUGGUUCUGUUAUGCCUCAGCAAACCAAUAAUGUAAGCAUGCCCAAUUUGUCCUUCAAUCAGCAGGGGCUACAAUCUCAGAUAACCGGUUUGCAACCUCAACCAACUGGUUUUCUGCCACCAUCCAACUUCAGCGCUACUAUGCCAUUAACUGCGCAAAAGACUGGGUUUGGUAAUAAUGAAAUUUACACACAAUCGAAUUUUGGUAAUAACUUAAUUGACAACUCAAAUCAAGAAAAAAUUUCCACGGAGGAGAAGUCCUUGUUCUAUAAGAUUUUUGAAACUUUUGACACUCAAAACAGAGGCUUAUUAGAUUCUCCCACGGCAGUUGAAAUUUUUAGAAAAUCUGGUUUAAACCGUGCUGACCUAGAGCAGAUUUGGAAUCUUUGUGAUAUAAAUAAUACUGGUCAGUUGAAUAAACAAGAAUUUGCGCUGGGUAUGCAUUUGGUUUAUGGCAAAUUAAGUGGAAAACCUAUUCCCAAUGUGCUCCCUCCCAGUUUGAUCCCUUCGAGCACAAAACUUUUGGAUAAUUUAAAAAAUCAAUUAAAGACUGAACCAAGCACUACAAAGGAAAAGGCUUCAUUUGGUAAAAUUGAUGCCUUGAGUUACAAAAAUAACGAUGAUGACGAUAUUUUGCCAAACUAUAGAAAUCGUAGGAAGGUUUACUCUGCAACGAAUGAAGAGCAGCCCUCUUCUCCUUCACCUGAUAAAGUAGAGAAUCAGUCCAGUACCUCCGUUCAAAAUAGAUUUGUUUCAGAGAGUAAACAGCCAGCUGGACCUAAGUAUGCUGAAUUCUCAAGAGAGGUUAAUUUGAAGAAUAUUGUUGCUUUGGAAAGUGAAAUCAAAAAUAUCAAAAGUCCUCAGACCUUUUAUGAUGACUCUAUUCCAUCUGGUUUAACAAACCGCUUCGAUGCUAUCAUUGCUAAACUUCCAAACUUAUUCAAUGAAAUUUCUACAAUUGAUAACGAGAUUACCAACGCAAAGAUUCAGUUGUAUAGAAAGAAGAAUCCCUCUUCAAUUAUUGGGUCUGGUCCAAAUGGUGAGAUAACCGAAAAUGACAGAAAGAAGGCGAAAAGUAGAGCUUUGUUGAGAGCAAGGAUGUCUGCUCUCACCGGGAAAUCUUCAGGGUCAGAUGGUUCACUUUCCAUGGAAGAUGAACAGCAAAACGCUGAAAUCAAGAGAAUUCAGCAAGAAAAUGGCAAGAACCAAGAAAUUAUCAGGGACAUACGAUCAUCUAUUUCAGACAUUUCUGCCUCUUUAAAAUCUACAAUGACAGGAUCGGAGAUGAUCUCCAAUCAAGAGUUUGAAAGAUGGGAAUUUGGUAUCGGUUUAGAAGAUGCUGUUCGUGAAUUUCUGGAUGAUCUGAAGUCAAACACCAACAAAUUGGUGAUCGAACCGUCUCCGUUUAUACCUUCAUCGACUCCAACACCUGCAGAAGAUCGUGCUUCGUCACCUUCUUUUUCUCAAUUUCAAACUGCCGGGGAAAGAGCUGCGUACUUGAAAGAACAGGCAAAAAAGAGGAUGAAGGAGAAGUUAGCUAAAUUUGAUAAGAACAGACGAAGUGCAACUCAGCGUUCUAGACCAACCGUGGGCGAAAAUCCCCAAGAACAACAACAGCCUUCAGGUGUUUCCAGUUUCGUUGAACCUAAAGAAACUCCAUUCAAAGAAGAAGAAAAUGUAGAACCUGCUCAACCUGCUCAACCUGCUCAGCAUGUUUACAAUUCGAAGCAAGAAUCUGACGGUGAGGAUGAAGAUGAGGAGGAAAAACGUUUACAAGAACAACUAAAACAAUUGAAGCUCAAGAAAAGAACGGAGAAAGAAAAGAGACUUGCAGCUUUACGUAAACAAAUUGAAGAUGCUCAAAAUGAGAGCGAUGACGGGGAAGAAACUGUAGUAGUCAACUUAGGUGGCCCUGCCAACGUUCCUCAAGUUGCGCCAGUUGCACCACCAACACCUUCUGAACAACGUCCAGUUAAUGCCUCUGGCUCAGUAAGUGCCGCUGCUACCACCUCUGUCAAUACGGACACUAUGGUUUCGUCAUCUAAAAGCCAUAAUCCAUAUUUUAAGGAUACUUCAGCUGGCUCCACAUCUAACUUUGAUUCUCAUGCGGCAGAAACGCAGAGAAGGAUUCAAAGAGGUUUGGAUGAGGAUGAGGAUGAUGGAUGGUCUGAUGAUGAUGAGACAAGUAACCGCCUAGCUGUAAACGAUAACGUCAAACAAGCAAGUGCUAAUCAAUCCAACCGUACACAAGAUUUUCCUGUUGCAACUGCUCCCAUACCCACUCCUGCUACUAUUCGAUCCGCUGCGCCCAUUCCGUCUGCUGCUCCUAUUCCACAGAGAUCUUCUGCGUCAGCAACAGGAUCCCUCCAAGCAAAUGGCUCUAAUGAAAUCCGUGGUCUCACUCCAGCAGCUCCAACUUUACCUGGUGUUGUUCAAGGGUCACCUAUCCCAUUGGCUCCUCCUUUGCCCACUGUAAGUGAAUCUCAAGGACCACCAGUUCCGUUAGCCCCUCCGCUACCUAGCGCUGUGCAAAUAUCUAGCGCUUCCACCCCGGCGCUAGUUGGAAGUGUUUUGCCUCCUCCUCCAUCCUUGCCAACCGAACAAGCCUCCAUUUCUGAACCCAAUGUCGUUCACAUUGGUAAUAGAAAUGGUCUUGGAGAUGACUUAGGCGCAUAUGGACACGAAUCUGAUGAUGAUGAUGUUUUAUCGAUUCCCGAAUCAGUUGGUUCAGAUGAUGAGGAAAAAGAUAUUCCGCCAAUUCCAACUGCAGGCAUUCCACCGAUUCCAUCCACAGGUAUUCCUCCACCUCCACCCCUGCCAUAA
Molecule: messenger RNA, 4320 nt
Organism: Saccharomyces kudriavzevii IFO 1802
Lineage: Eukaryota; Fungi; Ascomycota; Saccharomycetes; Saccharomycetales; Saccharomycetaceae
Gene: PAN1
Product: actin cytoskeleton-regulatory complex protein PAN1
Exons: 1
Coding region: 1-4320 (1439 amino acids)
Biological process (GO): actin cortical patch assembly; endocytosis; endosomal transport
Cellular component (GO): nucleus; mating projection tip; actin cortical patch
Molecular function (GO): calcium ion binding; protein binding
Source: RefSeq, a predicted model, not a curated record